Messenger RNA from Ornithodoros turicata, 1051 nucleotides. RefSeq lists its product as uncharacterized. The record is from RefSeq and is a predicted model, not a curated record. NCBI's taxonomy places the organism in Eukaryota, Metazoa, Arthropoda, Arachnida, Ixodida, Argasidae. The coding region runs from base 239 to 895 and encodes 218 amino acids. The transcript is spliced from 2 exons.
UGCGCUGCUCUCUUUCCCUUGUACAUAACCCUCUCCCAUAUAUAAAGCUUGUUCUUGUCACCAAACCCCAGUCCCGUCGAAGGCAGCGCUGACUGCCGAAACGUCGACCCCUAUCCCUAUAUGUGUUAAUAAACUCCCCUUUGUGUUUUCCUGUAAGCUCUUUGUCGUCUUCUGAUUUUUCCUGCUUAUUUCAUUCUCGUGGUCAACCGCCCUCCUAAGCUUCUAAUCUAUUUCUACGAUGACCACCGACAGAGGAGGACCGAAGAUGCCCAUCAGGAAGUACCCUUUUUAUGCUCCUGUUAUAGCUGUACUUGGUGACUCACAAACUAAAUAUCUCCGUUUCCACUUCGACCCCAGAUCCCGUACUGCCCCGACAAUGUUCGUGUCCAAGAGCGGAGGCCGAAUCGCAGACUUCAAAGAAGAGGUGGACCAGCUGCCCGCAAGUGUUCGUGUCGUGGUGUUGCACUGUGGGACGAAUGACAUGCCGGACACCGAUCCCGACAUGGCCAUCCGUCGCUAUGUGCAACUCAUCGACCACAUUCGCUCUCGGGGAAACAUCGAACUUGUGUGCAAUCCCCGGGCAUUUGCGUUCAACCAACGACUGAUGACCCUGUGCCGAGGUGCCCGUGACCUGUAUUUCCUGGACCAUGGUUUCCACCGACAGCCCCCAACCAGAGUCCUUGCAGCUGACGGCCUCCACCCCAGUUUCGAAGGAGUCACCCAGAUCGCCCACCGACUGCGGUCCCUGGUACCCCGGCUGCUCCGUCGCCUACCCACACGUACAGCAAGCACUGGAACGCCGGACCCCGUAUGGCCGACACUCCAGGAGGCUGCAGCAUGGACACAAAGAAGCACACGUGCCGAGAAAUCGUCACGAGCCAAGCAGCAGGAUUGACUAGCCGGUGAGUCAGUACCAAUUCACUCUCCACAAAUUGUCAGCAGUAGCACUGAGGCGUUCUUUAAACUCAGAAAAAUCGCGGAUAAAGUUGCACGCUACACCUCCCAUCGUGAUACUUUGGCUACUUAUCAUGAAAACGACAGGAUUCCGCGU